Messenger RNA from Parastagonospora nodorum SN15, 711 nucleotides. RefSeq lists its product as hypothetical. The transcript has 2 exons. Bases 1 to 711 code for a protein of 236 amino acids. Lineage: Eukaryota; Fungi; Ascomycota; Dothideomycetes; Pleosporales; Phaeosphaeriaceae. The record is from RefSeq and is a predicted model, not a curated record.
AUGUACACAGUCGGAGCGGCAAUCGCGUCUACUUUCCAGUGCCGAAAUCCAUCCGAUUCGUUUUCCACCGACGGCUACCUCGCGCAAUUCGAUCGUAACCCUCAAACACAAGCACCGAAAUCCCAGUGUUACGAUCCGAUCAAGCUUUGGGUCUUCUCCGCAGUAGCUAAUCUUACAAGUGAUGUAUUCAUCAUGCUCCUACCCAUUCCGGCACUGCUAAGCCUCCGGGUGCCUAUGACCAAGCGACUUGCACUCAUUGGCAUCUUCUCGAUCGGGAUCAUGGCCAUUGUUGCAUCUUCUAUCCGUAUGUGGGUCAUGAUGCUAUGGGCAGAAUCACCUUGGAACUCAGCAAAGUUCGGCGCUGACCUCUUACUCUGGGGCCAAGUCGAGACUAACAGCGGCAUCAUCUCGGCAUCCGUGCCUUUUCUUCGAAUGCUUUUCAUCAGCAAGAAGAAAGAGGAGCGCGGCGUGUCAGAUCGAAGAGUGGUGGGUGCUAGUCCGGUCAAUCCCAUGCGCGUCGGACCCGUCAGCCAAAAUCAACCGCUGGAGAAACCCCUCGAGGUCGAUACCUGGGCUGUAGCAGAGACGGAGAAGCGGGGAGGUCCAGCAUGGGGGCCGUUCAUCACCGUACCGGAAAGUCUAAGUUCAAUAGACAAGAAGAGUAUCGAGUUGGAUCACGAGAAGCGACAUCAUCCUCUCGAGACAGUCUAG